Sitophilus oryzae (rice weevil) is the source of this 3923-nucleotide messenger RNA. Its product is annotated as semaphorin-5B-like. The record is from RefSeq and is a predicted model, not a curated record. Gene Ontology annotation, biological process: axon guidance; positive regulation of cell migration; negative regulation of axon extension involved in axon guidance. Bases 605 to 3655 code for a protein of 1016 amino acids. The transcript has 11 exons. Gene Ontology annotation, molecular function: semaphorin receptor binding; chemorepellent activity. Lineage: Eukaryota; Metazoa; Arthropoda; Insecta; Coleoptera; Curculionidae.
GCGUCUCAGGUCCCAGAACUCUCGACUCGACUAGUUGUGUAUUGUGUACGUAUUCGAGACGGUACCGUUGAUACACUCGUUGUACGCCAAGCUGUAUCGGGUACCACUAUUACGAGUGUCAAGUCAAAUCUGUAAAGGUUCCCUCAAGGUCGUUUAUUCAACUCACAAUUUUUUUAACUGUACCACUCGGUUUUGCAUGUUCCAAGUACGUUUCUUGGUGACUUAAGACAUUUGUUGUAGUACCAGUGAAAAAGAAACGCAGACUUUCAGUGAUAUUCGGUUGUUUUCGAGCAGACUUUGAUGCAAUGGAUAGUUGGAUAAGAUAUCGUGCUCUUCUUGUUUCGAUAUAUUGCUAGCAAUGCCAUUUUGAUCACCUGUACAAUUUGUAAAAUAAAGAAAACAAAUAACAAAUGAUAGUAAUUUUCGAGUGAAUGCCUUCAACGGAGGUGUUGACAUUCUACCAGCUAUCUCUUUCAUUAUUCAAAGGAGAUGACAUUUUUAUCUCUAGCCGUUUCUUGUUCAAUCUCACAUAAGGGCAACAAACUUCAUACUUGAGAAGAUAUAAGUACGAAAGAGAGGAGUAAUACUAGGAGAAAAUGCUAUAAUGGUAAUCAUGCAGCUAGAAAUUCUUAUUUCCAUUUUUUUAACAUCAAUAAGUUCCGCUGUCAUCACGAAUCAUGAUUUCAGAUUCAUAUCAUACAAAGAUUUAAAUCCUUCAGUGCACUGGUUUCCGCUAGAUGGAGUAACUGCACACUCACAAAUGCUGUUUGAUGUUUCAAGAAAUCAAAUUUUUAUUGGGGCGAGGGAUGCGUUGUACAAACUGCAUUUAUCUAAAUUGGAAUUGCUGGAGGUGGCGCAUUGGGAGGCAACGCAGGACAAGAUUACCGCUUGUAUAUCGAAAGGACAGGACGAAGAAAACUGUCAUAAUUUCAUUAAGAUUCUCUUGACAAAUGGAAACCAGAUUUUUGCCUGUGGAACGAACGCUUUCUCUCCUUUGUGCUCUUUGAGGAAUAUCGAUAACAUAUCGAACGUGACGCUUGUCGUGAACGGUAUUGCAAAAUGCCCCCACAAUCCAGCGGCUAAAGUUACCGGCUUCAUAUCCGACAACUCUGAAUAUUUUUUCGGCGGAACAACAGAUUUUUCCGAUUCCGACUAUCUCAUCUCUAAAAACGUAAUCAACGGUCGCACUUUGAGAACAAAACAAUACAACAGCUUCUGGUUAAACGAUCCCCAGUUUGUCGGAUCGUUCGAAACAUCGAAAUUUGCAUACUUCUUGUUCAGAGAGACGGCGGUCGAGUACAUAAAUUGUGGCAAAGUCGUUUACUCAAGGAUAGGCCGCGUUUGCAAAAACGACCAAGGCGGCCACACCAUGCUCAAAGAAAACUGGACAACCUUUGUAAAAGCCCGCUUGAACUGUUCGAUUAAAGGAGACUACCCAUUCUAUUACAACGAAAUACAAAGCAUUCACUACGUCGCCGAAGAGAAUAUUGUCUACGCCACUUUUACUACCCCCAGAAACAGCAUCGCCGGCAGUGCGAUUUGUGCUUUCGACAUGUCAGCCAUCGACGAGGCCUUCAACGGCCCUUUCAAGUACCAGCACGACAUGGACAGUGCUUGGAAACCUCACAACGUUCCUCACAGAGAACAUUUAGAAUGUAAAAUUUCGAAAUACAACAAUCUCCUCGAAACCUCCAAAUACCAGCUAAUGGACAACGCUGUUCAGGCAACCACCCCAAGCCCACUCUAUACGUCAAACUUAGAAAGAUUCACACAUAUAACCGUGGAUAUCGUGUCCAUCAAACACCACAGGAUUCCUGUAUUGUAUGUAGCAACAGAAGAAGCGCUGGUGAAGAAACUAACCAUUCAGCACAAGCAGGAAGCUUGUUUGGUCGAAAUUUGGCAAGUUGCUUCGGAGUAUCAACCUGUAAUUCAAAACAUGCAAUUUCUGAAAGGGACUAGCUCAGUAUACGCUACUACGGAUAGCGGGUUGAUCAAAAUAAACGCAGCUCACUGCUCAAGGCAUUCCUCAAAAGAAAGCUGUUUAAAUGCCAUGGAUCCUUAUUGUGGCUGGAACGAAUUAGAAGAUAGAUGUACCACGUCUCCUGGAACUGAUCGUCAUAUAUACUGGAAACAACUCAUUAAUUCAUGCCCUAUUUUAAAUACACCAAUUAACGGAGGCUGGAGUAGUUGGUCAGAAUGGCAUCCGUGCAACUACAAGACCUCAGCUGCAACGGACAGUGAUCAGUGUCUUUGCCAGACGCGUCAAUGUAAUAAUCCUGCACCGGCUAAUAUGGGAUUACCAUGUGAAGGAGUAGCUAUAUCUGUGACGAAUUGUACAGUCCAUGGAGGCUGGACAGAAUGGUCACCAUGGUCAGCUUGUUCCAGUUCCUGCGGAAUAGCAGUCAAAACUAGAUUCAGAACGUGUACGAAUCCUGAACCUGCUUUUGGAGGAAGAGUCUGCGUUGGACAGGAUAUAAUGGAAGCCUCCUGCGACCUUCCUUCGUGUCCAACACCUAAAAUAGACGGCGGUUGGUCAGCUUGGUCCAGUUGGUCACCGUGUUCAGCAAGUUGCGAUGAAGGCUUCAAGUCGCGAUAUCGCAGAUGUGAUCAUCCGGUACCCCAAAACGAGGGCCACUAUUGUAAAGGAAACGAUGUUGAAUACAGCAUUUGCAACAGACAGCCAUGCGAGGAUCAGAGGAAACAGCUGCAUUCAGAGUGGAUUACCGAUUACAAUAUAUCCAGAAAAGGAUACCACCAGAAAAGGUUUAGAUUUAUAUGUAAGGCACCGGUGAAGCACUCAAACCAUAUUAAAAUUAUUGUAAAAGAAGAAAACCAAGUGUGCCUUUCUAAUAAAUGCGAUAAGGAAGAUGAAUACACUGGAUGGAGCUCAUGGUCCUUUUGGAGCGAAUGUUCCGCCAGUUGCGGAGGUGGGACACAAUUCCGCACAAGACAAUGUCUUAAAGAUAAUUGCCUAGGUGUACCGACUCAAACAAGAGAUUGUAAUAAGCACGAUUGCAUCGAUAAUUGGGGAUGUUGGACAGAAUGGUCACCAUGUAACGUAUCCUGCGGAUGGGGUAUCAAAACAAGAUACAGAAAUUGUUUAGGACACAGGUGUAAGGGAGCAGACAGACAAGAAGAAUCCUGCCAAGAUCAGCCUUGUGAAAAUAUUCUAGGAUGGGGAAAUUGGACUGAAUGGUCCGAAUGUGACCAGGAAAACUUACAAUACCGGAAAAGGACUUGCUUCACCGAGAAUCCCGAUCCCUAUAUGUGCCAAGGCAGUUCGGUUCAGACAAGAAUGUGUGUAGGCAACCAGUUAAAAGACGAUUGUUCCUGUUUAUCUGUAGGAUUAAAUAUGUUUUUCGUGGGAAUUAUAAUAGGACUUACCCCUGGAGUACUUUGGCUGGGCAACCAGAUUAGGAUUAAAAAGAGGAAAAAUUAUGUACCUAGCUCGCCACAUUAUAUAACAACAGCCAAUGCCAACCCUUAUGUUGCCAUAAAAAGGAAAUCCCAACUCAAUAGGCAAAACAGCCAUAGUGGAAGUAGUACUCUAAAAUCAAAACUUGAUCUUAUGGGUACCUUAAAGAGAAAUAGUAAUGAUAUUAAAAAUGGAAAUAUUAAGGCUUAUCAUGACAGUGAUAACCACUUGUUUGAAUGAAUAAGGGAGAAAUCUAUGUUGUAUUUGGCUUAUACACUACAGAUACCCCAAAAAACGCGAGACAGGCUCUUUGGAUGGAAUCCUUUAAGAGAUACGAGCAAUGUAGUUGCUCAUAGACCAUCAACAAAUAUUUAUAGAAUAAAAUUGAAUUACUUAUGCUUGUUAAAUGUUAUAGGUACUUUUCUAUAUUAAAAUACAUAAGACCCUGCAUGAAGCAGCAUAAUAACAUAAAAGCCACAUAAAAAUAGUAAAAGCAUUUUCCUAUUAG